ACUUGAAAUGCAGUCACACUGCAGAAAGGGAAGUGACUUUCAAAAGUCACUUAGCUCACAACUUAAAGUUUUAAUUUCCUUCAAACUCUUUUGCAUUUUGCAGAGAAACCAAACAACAUGGAAGCAAUCUGCGAUGAGGUGCAGACAUUGCAGAAUAAUGUGUUGGAUGCAGAUCCUGCCAUUCCAGAAAAGGAAAAGAAAGCUCAAAGAUACACUCUGCUUCAUCUGGUGGCUGUGGCUUUGGGGAUUAUUGGUUUCAUCUUGGUGUCGACCUUCAUCGCCGUCAGAAUCCACUUCAUGUCAGAGCAGCACAGAGAAGGAAACAGCUUGAUGGCAGAGAUUCUGCAGCUGCGGACAGAAAUGACGGAUUUAAAGACACAGAGAGAAGAGCUGACCAGAGAGAGAGACCAACUCAACUGGACCCUCGGAGUCAUCAUGGAAUAUCAAGACCUCCCUGUGAAAACAUUCUGCCCACAGAAAGUGUGUAAACCUUGCCUGGACGGCUGGGUGCUGUUUCAGUCAAACUGCUACCUGUUUACAGCAGGUACUCGGUCCUCCAAUUGGAAGAAUUGGCAGGAUAGCCGCUCUGAUUGCCAACAAAUGCGUGCGGAUCUGGUGGUGAUUGAGAGCUUGGAGGAACAGGAAUUCAUCUAUAACCACACAGAGCACUAUGAUGAUGACAAUCAUGGAUAUUGGAUCGGCUUGAGCAAGACGGACACGUGGACGUGGGUAGAUGGACGCAACCUCACUGUGACGCCUCAGUUCCAGUUACCGAUGACCCACUCCCCCAAAUCAAGUGGCUCAUUGGGAAUUGGGGGUGAGGCCUAUCAGUUACCGAUAUAUAGUAAGAUAGUGCCUAAUCUUGAUGUUCAAAUUUCAGUAAACCUGACGGCCAUGAAAGUUCUGGAAGCAACAAGAUGGCAGCAACAGAGGGGAUUGUGUUUUGAGUCAGCAGAAAGCAGAUCCUCCGGCCAACUGGUGCGGAAAGAGCUGCUGGAUGAAGAACCGCUGGAUCUGUGA
Molecule: messenger RNA, 1020 nt
Organism: Trematomus bernacchii (emerald rockcod)
Lineage: Eukaryota; Metazoa; Chordata; Actinopteri; Perciformes; Nototheniidae
Product: CD209 antigen-like
Exons: 7
Coding region: 118-1020 (300 amino acids)
Source: RefSeq, a predicted model, not a curated record